Molecule: messenger RNA, 1258 nt
Organism: Entamoeba histolytica HM-1:IMSS
Lineage: Eukaryota; Evosea; Mastigamoebida; Endamoebidae
Product: type A flavoprotein, putative
Exons: 1
Coding region: 38-1258 (406 amino acids)
Molecular function (GO): FMN binding; electron transfer activity; metal ion binding
Source: RefSeq, a predicted model, not a curated record
UAUAUAAAGAGGAACUGAAAGAAAGAAAUACAUAGGAAUGAAAGCAUUGGAAGUAGUAAAAGACUUAUAUUGGGUAGGAGUAUUUGAUAAAGAAUUACGAGUGUUUGAUAUAAUAAUGACAACACCAUAUGGAACUUCAUACAAUUCAUUUUUAUUAAAAAGUGAGAAAGGCAAUGUAUUAUUUGAAACAUGUAAAGAGAAUUUUGCAGGAGAGUGUUUAGAGAGAAUAGAAGAUGUCAUAGGAAAAGAAGGAAAAUUAGAUUAUAUCGUAUUAAAUCAUACUGAACCAGAUCACAGUGGAUCAUUAGUUCACAUAUUAGAGAAAUACCCAGAAGCAACAGUAAUUGGAACUAUGGCAGCAUUAAAUAAUAUUAAAUACAUUGGACAUAUUAAAGAAAAUACAAAGACAUUAAAUUCAGGAAAGAUUAAAACACUUGACUUAGGAAAUUAUCACUUAAAAUUCCUUAUUCAACCAUUUUUACAUUGGCCAGAUACUAUGAUGACAGUUAUUGAAGAAAUGAAAGUAUUAGUUAGUUGUGAUGUUUUUGGAGGACAUUAUGCAGAUGAAAGAGUAUUUAAUGACCAAAUGAUGGAGAGAAUUAAAGAUAUGGAUGAUGCAUAUAAACACUAUUUUGAUUGUAUUUUUGGACCAUUUAAAAAUUAUGUAAUUAAAGGACUUGAUAUGAUUGAAACACAAAUGGGAUUCCCAAGCGAUGAACUUAAAGCUAUUUGUUGUAGCCAUGGACCUGUUUUAAGAACACACAUUAAAGAAAAUAUCGAAAGAUAUAGACAAUGGGCACAACCUAUUGCUUUAAAAAAUAAAGUUGUUAUUGCUUAUGGAUCUGCUUAUGGAUAUACUCAAAAAAUGGCAGAACAAAUUAGUGAAGGAAUUAAAUCUACUGGUGUUGAAGUUAAGAUGUUUAAUAUUGUAGAGUCUUCUGUUGGUGAUGUUUUAAAGGAAUUUGAAGAUGCUAAAGGUUUACUUUUAGGUACACCUACUUUAGUUAAUGAUACUAUUCCUCCUAUUAUGCAAAUUGCAUGUAGUCUUAAUCCAACUAUCCAUUGUAAUAGAUUUGUUCAAUGCUUUGGUUCAUUCGGUUGGAGUGGUGAAGGUGUUAAAAACUUAUCAGCUAGAAUCGUUCAAUUAAAAGUUCACCAACCUGUUGAACCUUUAUCUAUUAAAUUCCAACCUAAUUCUAAUGAAUUACAAACAUGCUUUGAAUGGGGAAAGAAAUUUGCUGAGGCCCUUAAAGCUUAA